UCAUCAAUGGCGUCCACCGGAGUAAUGCUCGUCCUGACGGCGGCGCUCGCCGUGCUAGUCGUCGCCGACCCUGAGCCGGUGCAGGACUUCUGCGUGGCCGUCCACCCCGCCGGCGACGCCGCGGCCUACCCCGGUUUCCCGUGCAAGCCGGCGUCCGCGGUCGUCUCCGACGACUUCUUCUUCGCGGGGCUCGCCGUCGCCGGCGACACGAGCAACCGGUUCGGGUUCAACGUGACGCAGGGCAACGUGGAGGCGUUCCCGGGGGUGAACACGCUGGGCUUGUCCAUCAACCGCGGCGACUUCGCCCCCGGCGGCGUCAACCCGCCGCACAGCCACCCGCGCGCCACCGAGCUGGUGCACGUCAUCGCCGGGAGGGUGCUCGUCGGGUUCGUGAGCACGGCGGGGAGGCUCUACUCCAAGGUGCUCCGGGAGGGGGAGAGCUUCGUCUUCCCGCGCGGGAUGAUACACUUCCAGUACAACGUCGGCGAGGCCUCCGCCGCCCGCGUCAUCACGGUGUUCAACAGCCAGCUCCCCGGCGUCGUGGGCGCCGGCCCGGCGCUGUUCGGCGCCGACCCGGAGAUCCCCGACGUCGUCCUCGCCAAGAGCUUCCAGGUGGACGCCAAGAUCAUCAAGCUCCUCAAGUCCAUGUUCAAGAACUGAUAUCGCAUCGUAUUCUCUCCGUUUCAGACUUUCUGGUCUUAUCCAAAAUCAUAUGUUUACUAAUUAAUUUAGACACAUAAACAAAUACAGAAAGUCUUAUAGUAUGAAACAGAAGAAGUCUUAUAUGUAUAUUGAGUUUACAAGUGUGUUUGAUAUUCCGGUACGAUAUUUGAACAUGUUUU
Molecule: messenger RNA, 842 nt
Organism: Oryza brachyantha (malo sina)
Lineage: Eukaryota; Viridiplantae; Streptophyta; Magnoliopsida; Poales; Poaceae
Product: germin-like protein 3-8
Exons: 1
Coding region: 7-660 (217 amino acids)
Cellular component (GO): cell wall
Molecular function (GO): manganese ion binding
Source: RefSeq, a predicted model, not a curated record